AUGGCGGCGUCUCGCGCUGAAGUGGCGGCGCUCUACAUUCACCCCGUCAAGUCGUGCGCGCCGGUGCAGCUGGACGCGGCGUCGCUCGACCGGCUGGGCUUCGUGGACGACCGGCGGCUGAUGGUCGUGAGUGCCGAGCCGCUCGGCGGCAACCACUCCUUUGUCACGCAGCGGCAGGAGCCGCGGCUCUGCCUGGUGAGGGCCGAGCUCAGCGCAGAGGUAGUGCGCCUCUCGGCGCCGGGGAAGCCGCUUCUCGCCGUGCCGCUGCGACCGCCGCACCCGCAGUCCGAGCUGCGCGUGCGCGUCUGGUCCGACACCGGCCUGCGAGCCGUCGACCUCGGCGAGGCGGCGGCCGCAUGGCUCUCCUCCUUCCUCGGCGCCGACGAGGAGCCCCACCGGCGGGUGCUUGAGCGAGGGCCCCCCGUCUGGGACGAGGAGGCGGUGCGGGAGGCGGAGAGGGCCGAGGCGAGGGCCGAGGCGAGCAGCGCGGCCGAGGAGGCGGCGGCGGUCAAGGAGGGGGCUCGGUUCAUAUGA
This is a messenger RNA of Emiliania huxleyi CCMP1516, 534 nucleotides long. RefSeq lists its product as hypothetical. The transcript has 4 exons. Bases 1 to 534 code for a protein of 177 amino acids. Lineage: Eukaryota; Haptophyta; Isochrysidales; Noelaerhabdaceae. The record is from RefSeq and is a predicted model, not a curated record.